Phyllotreta striolata is the source of this 414-nucleotide messenger RNA. The record is from the annotation of a GenBank genome assembly. NCBI's taxonomy places the organism in Eukaryota, Metazoa, Arthropoda, Insecta, Coleoptera, Chrysomelidae.
AUGAAUCCUCUAACAAAUAUGAAAAAUGUUUUGAAAUUGAGCGAAAACGAAUUAGAUAGGAGAAAUAAGACUUCCUGGCACGAUCAAUACAAAGAUAGUGCCUGGAUAUUCGUCGGAGGGUUGCCAUAUGACUUGAGUGAAGGCGAUAUAAUAUGCAUAUUUUCACAGUAUGGAGAAAUUGUAAAUAUCAACCUUGUUCGAGACAAAGAUACAGGAAAAUCCAAAGGAUUCUGUUUUAUUUGUUACGAAGAUCAGAGAUCAACUGUACUAGCAGUGGAUAACUUUAAUGGCAUUAGAGUGAUUGGACGAAUAAUUCGAGUUGAUCAUGUUGCUGAAUACAAAGUUCCUAAAGAAAGCCGAAAAAACGAUAAAUCAGAUAAGAAUGAUUCAAGAAAAAGAGGUAAAUACAAUUAA